CCUCUCUUUCCCGUUCUGUCAGUGUCAUCUCCGGAGCGGUCGGUGCUCGAUUGGUUUCGUCUUGCUACAGAAACCAUGGAAGACCAUGAGGAUAACGUCUCAAUUCCCGAAUUCAACAACCUUCUCCAGACGGACCCUAACCUCAAAAACUACGAGAACGACUUCAGGAGGAGGUAUGACAUGCUAAGGAAGCAGGUCCUUCUGCUGGAGGAGGUAGAGGGAGGCGUUGACCAGUUCACACGCAGCUAUCGCAGCUUUGGUGUGCAGCGAUUGCCCGACAACAGCCUGUUUUUCAAGGAAUGGGCUCCUGCUGCUGAGGCCCUUUUUCUUACUGGAGAAUUCAAUGGCUGGGACAAAUUCUCUUACCCUUACUCCAAGAAAGAGUUUGGCAAGUGGGAAUUGACUAUUCCACCCAAGCCUGACAACUCUCCAGCUGUGGAUCAUCACACCAAGCUGAAGGUGGUAGUUCACACUAAGGAUGGUGAUCGCAUCUACAGGAUCUCGCCUUGGGCAAAAUAUGUGACCAGGGAGGAGAAAUCUGUCAUCUAUGACUGGGUUCACUGGGAUCCCCCUCAGCCUUAUGUUCACAUCCAUCCUCGCCCAAAGAAACCCAAGAGCCUGAGAAUUUACGAAGCCCAUGUUGGCAUCGGGUCCCCAGAGCCGAAGAUCGCCUCGUACAAAAACUUCACACACAACGUGCUUCCUCGAAUAAAAGAUUUAGGUUACAAUUGCAUUCAGUUAAUGGCGAUCAUGGAACAUGCCUACUACGCAAGUUUUGGAUAUCAGAUUACAAGUUUCUUUGCUGCUUCCAGUCGCUAUGGUACCCCAGAUGAGCUGAAAGAGAUGGUUGAUGUUGCUCAUUCAAUGGGCAUUGUGGUGCUGCUGGAUGUUGUCCACAGUCAUGCAUCCAAGAACACGGAGGAUGGCCUUAAUGCCUUUGACGGGUCCGACUCCUGCUUCUUCCACUCACCGCCGAGAGGGGAACACACUCUGUGGGACAGCCGCCUCUUUAACUACGCCAGCUGGGAAGUGCUGCGCUUCCUGCUGUCAAACCUGCGCUGGUGGAUGGAGGAGUACUGCUUUGAUGGCUUCAGGUUCGACGGCAUUACCUCCAUGCUGUACCAUCACCAUGGCAUCGGCACUGGCUUCUCGGGGGACUACAAUGAGUACUUCGGCCUACAAGUUGAUGAAGAAUCUUUGGUGUACCUGAUGCUUUCCAAUCACAUUCUCCAUAGUCUUUAUCCGGACUGCAUCACUAUUGCAGAGGAAGUGUCUGGGAUGCCUGCCCUUUGCAGAAGAGUGGAGGAGGGAGGACUGGGUUUCGAUUAUCGACUGGCGAUGGCGAUUCCUGACAAAUGGAUUCAGAUCCUGAAGGAGUUAAAGGAUGAAGAGUGGGACAUAGGCAAUAUUGUCUUCACGCUGACCAACAGGCGGUAUGGAGAGAAGUGCAUUGCAUAUGCAGAAAGCCACGACCAGGCCCUGGUUGGUGAUAAGACCUUGGCCUUCUGGCUAAUGGACAAAGAGAUGUACACCAAUAUGAGUACCCUGGUUCCCAUGUCGCACAUCAUCGACCGUGGAAUGCAGCUGCAUAAGAUGAUCCGCCUCCUCACACAUGGCUUAGGUGGAGAGGGAUACCUGAACUUUAUGGGAAAUGAGUUUGGCCAUCCUGAGUGGCUGGAUUUCCCCAGAGAAGGCAACAAUCAGAGCUACCACUACGCCCGGCGGCAGUUUAACCUGCUGGAUAUGGAUCAUCUCCGCUACUGUCAGCUCUACGCCUUUGACCGGGACAUGAACCGCACCGAAGACAAGUACGGCUGGCUGGCGGCUCAACCUGCCUACGUCAGUGCCAAGCAUGAAGGGGACAAGGUCAUUGUGUUUGAUAGGGCAAAUGUGCUCUUUAUCUUCAACUUCCACCCCAACAAGAGCUUCCAGGACUACAGAGUGGGUGUGGAAGCACCAGGAAAAUACAAAAUCAAGCUGGAUUCAGACGAGGUUCAGUAUGGAGGGCACGGACGGCUCGACCACAACACUGAUUUCUUCACUGAGCCCCAACCUUUCAACGGACGCUCCAACUCGAUGCUGGUCUACAUCCCCUGCAGAACAGCUAUUGUCCUGGCCAACGAGGAGAUAGAUUACUGUUAUUAGAGGAUGAUUGUCUCCACAGAGACCAGGAUUGAGAACAGAUUCCAAGCUCAAACUGAGUGUUAACAAUCACCUUCAUCUUAAAGUGUCAACCUUGCACACCAGCCAAAACCUACUUUUUUUGUCUCUGAGCCUUUUUCUGAAUGAAGGGGUGAAAGUAAGGCGUCUUAAAAUUGUGUGCUUUCAAAAUACCAUCUGUAACCUUAGACGGUGUGUAACCCCAUUUACUUCAGAUCGGUCCAUUUGGGAAGCGUCCAACCUAUCCGAGCAGCUAGAUGCUAAAAAUCAAAAACCCUGCCGAGUCCAUCCGACACUAGCCAGCAGCUAUUUCUCGGCUUGGUUGCAUUUGGCUUGUCAUCUGAAAAACACGACCAGCAACUGUGACAGAGCCAGCACUCAUUUAUUCAAACAUAAAAAAAGAUCAAAGAAAAUAAAGAGUAUUUCAGACUGUUAGAUGUGCUGAAACAGAAGUGAUUUGUUUGGAUUCCUUUUUUAUUAGAAUAAAAUACAGAAAGAGACACCAAAAUGUGUGUGUAUGUAACCACCUGUGACCCGUCUGUGUUCAACAUUUCCUGUCUGCAAAUAAAAAGUCCCUUGCACUAAAUAAUGAAUUGAUAAAUCAUUUUGUCUUGUAUAUUGUUUUUUUUAAAGCUACUCAAUGUAUAUAAAUGAUCUUGUUUUUUUAUACUCUGUGAACCUUUUCACAUUUUGUCACAUUACAGCGAUAAACCUCAAUGCAUUCUGUUGGAAUUUGAAUUCAAAACCAGAUGAAAUUCGGAGUAAUUUUGACGUUCUGGGAAAAUUGCACAUUGUUUUCAAAAUGUUACACAUAGUAAUGUGAAAAAUGUGGCAUACAUUGUGUGUCAAUGCUUUGCAGAAACACUUUAGCUGCAUUUAUAGUACGCAAUUCUUUAGGGUUACAUCUCCACCAAGUUUGCAUAUUUACUGAGACAUUUCCCUUUUUUUUCUUUUCAAAGUAGCUCAAGUUUAGCCAUAUUUUAGAUUUUAGUAUGUCAAUAAAAAUACAUUUUUAAGUCUCAUUAAAUUUUCUCAGUUGGGUUUAGCUCUGGACUUUGACUAAACCAUUCUGGCACAUAAUUAGGCUUUGAUCUGGAUCAUCUGUUAAUUUAGGUGGCUGCUUGUCCUGACCUCCACCUCAGUCUUGCGUCUUUUGUAGCAUACAUCAGGGUUUUUUUUUUCAUGAUUUCCUUCUAUUUAGCUACAUCCAUCACGGUUCACUUUCUCCUUUUCAUACAAGUGUCCCUGAAGCAUGAUGCUGCCACUGCCAUAUUUUACAGAGAGGAUGGUGUGUUCAGGUUGUAGUAGCAUCUGAUCUCCUGCCUCCCUGCCAGCACCUAAUGGCUAAGGUGUACAUAAAUCACACACCAUGCAAUUUAUUAUUAGAUGUUGGAUUGGAUCUCAGAGCACAUUCAAAUCCACUUCAUAUUCCUAGGAUGUUGUACUGAUUUAUUGACCACUUCAUUUAUGAAUAGUCAUCAGUUUGCCAUUUUAAAAAUCAAUUUGUUCAGUUUUUGCAUAAAAUAAAAGCAACGCUUGUGCUGAAAUUACCCGAUUUUUCCCUUUGCAUAAAGUUUUCUGCUGUCAUUUUACUGUAAAAUUCUCAAACUACAUCCCACUUCAAAACAUUGACACCAUCUCUCAGCAUACACCAGCGUGAGACAGAAGACAGUAUUACAUGUGUGACUCACAUACUUGACUACCUUAGGAAGCUGUGUGUGAUUUAUGUACACCGUGCUCAUUAGGUGCUGUCGCAUUCCCCUGGGAUCGUUCCCGAAACCCCCCCCC
This is a messenger RNA of Xiphophorus hellerii (green swordtail), 3948 nucleotides long. It is a transcript of the gene gbe1b, whose product is annotated as glucan (1,4-alpha-), branching enzyme 1b. NCBI's taxonomy places the organism in Eukaryota, Metazoa, Chordata, Actinopteri, Cyprinodontiformes, Poeciliidae. Gene Ontology annotation, cellular component: cytoplasm. The transcript has 16 exons. Gene Ontology annotation, molecular function: 1,4-alpha-glucan branching enzyme activity; cation binding; hydrolase activity, hydrolyzing O-glycosyl compounds. The coding region runs from base 76 to 2145 and encodes 689 amino acids. Gene Ontology annotation, biological process: glycogen biosynthetic process. The record is from RefSeq and is a predicted model, not a curated record.